AUUCCACCUGUGGGAGGCAUGUAACGACCCUUAUCGCAAUUCAAAUUAAACUGUGAGGCUUCUUGUUCCCGUCAAUGAGAUAUUCUUAAAGAUACCUGUGGGACUUCAGUUUUUAUUGUCAUAGUUGGUCUUGGCCUCAACCAAGGAAAAGCCGUAUUCAAGAUGUCCAAGUCUCUAUGCCUGCGCUGCCGCGCAUCACUCAGACAAUUACUCCACGCCCAGCAACGUUACCCAAUUCCCUUAACCCGCGCAUAUAGCUCCACGCCUAAAGAACCGCUGGAUAUCGAGGCCCUCCUCUCCAAGCCUACCUGGUCCGUUCGAUCCCUCCUCCCGGAUCCCUCCAUCCCCCCAACUCAGGAGAUUACCCCAAAACAACUGCACCAUCUGCUUCGUCUCUCCGCUCUCCCUCAACCCAAAUCCCCCGAAGAAGAAGCCGAAAUGCUUAAGGCCUUGCAUUCACAUUUACAUUUCGUAAGGGAUAUACAGAGUGUGAAUACAGAAGGUGUAGAGCCGUUGCAGAGUAUUAGAGAUGAGACAGAGGAGGGAAUAAAAGAGGCUACUAUUGGAAUGGAAGAUUUGAAGGAGGCGUUUGCAGCAGAGGAGACUAUUGGAAGGAACAAGAGGCCUAGGAGGAAGAGAGAUGAACCGGUUAACACCAAAGGUGUGGAGGAUUGGGAUGUAUUGGGCACGGCAUCGGACAAGGUCGAGACCCCCCUAGGAAAGUAUUUCGUCGUGAGGAGUGGGAAAGAAUGACAUAAUUGAGUCGAAAUUAAUUCCUG
Messenger RNA from Amorphotheca resinae ATCC 22711, 779 nucleotides. RefSeq lists its product as hypothetical. The record is from RefSeq and is a predicted model, not a curated record. The transcript is spliced from 2 exons. The coding region runs from base 163 to 753 and encodes 196 amino acids. Gene Ontology annotation, molecular function: glutaminyl-tRNA synthase (glutamine-hydrolyzing) activity. Gene Ontology annotation, biological process: regulation of translational fidelity; glutaminyl-tRNAGln biosynthesis via transamidation. NCBI's taxonomy places the organism in Eukaryota, Fungi, Ascomycota, Leotiomycetes, Helotiales, Amorphothecaceae.